UUAUUCCAUAUUCCAAAAUAAUACGAGAAGUGUUUUUCGUCAAAAUUUGAAUUUAUUUGAGAUUAUUAAACAAAAAAAUAAAAAUAAAACAAAAUCAAAAGAAUUUGAUUAUUCUUUGAUUAUAAAUAUUAAACGAAGGAAUAACAACAUACACAGUAUUAGUUUGGAUUGCAACUUUUGGUGGCUGUUAUCAUGAGCGGAAAGGAAAAUUCAAUAUUGUCAAAUGGUUCAAGGCGAUCAGUCAAUUCAAAUGGUUCAGUUGUAAAAACAACGACACCUAUAUCAUCAAAACCAUCAUUAAUAACAUUAAAUAAAGGCAAUUCCAUUGAACAAAAUGGAAAAUCUACUAGUGUACCUGAUGGCACUACUAUCAUAGAUGGAGAAAAUCGUGGAAAUUGGCAAAAUCCAAUUGAAUUUAUUUUAGCAUGUAUUGGUUAUGCUGUUGGCUUAGGAAAUGUUUGGCGAUUUCCUUAUUUAGUUUAUCGCAAUGGUGGAGGAGCGUUCUUAGUACCGUAUCUACUUAUGGUGUUCGUAAUUGGUUUACCAAUAUUUUUAGCUGAAUUAUACAUUGGACAGUAUUCAGGUCUUGGACCAAUAAAAGCUUAUCAUUAUAUGUCGCCUUUCUUUCAAGGUCUUGGUUAUUGUACACUUAUAGUCAUUACAUUUGUUACAAUCUAUUAUAUGGUGAUUAUUGCAUGGAUUUUAUUUUACUUUUUUGCAUCAUUUACAAGUGUAUUACCAUGGGGCUAUUGUAACAAUGAUUUUAAUUCAUAUCAAUGUUACAGCAGUUUAGAAGAUAAUUUUUGUAAGCAAAAUAAUACAGGAGAUAAAAUGGAUCAAUUAUUUUAUAGAAAAAACUGUACAACAAUUGAUAAUAUUUGCCGUGAAAAGAAUUUUAUUGGUCAUAAUGCAAGUUAUUGUUUUAAUGAAUUUAAUUCAACAUUAAUUCCAUUAAAAGAUGUUGCAAAACGUGUUCUAGCAUCUGAGGAAUAUUAUUACCGGUAUGUCCUCGGAAUAAAUGAUGAUACAGAUUGGACUAAUUGGGGAUAUCCUAGAUGGCAGUUGGUAUUGUGUCUUCUACUUGGUUGGUUAAUUGCAUUUUUUUGUCUCAUUAAGGGAAUUCAAAGUGCCGGUAAAGUGGUUUAUUUUACAGCACUUUUUCCAUAUGUUAUGUUGACAGCUUUGUUGGUACGUGGUGCAACUUUACCAGGUGCAUUAGAUGGUAUAACAUUUUAUAUACAACCAGAUUGGAAUACACUUUUAUCAGCGGCAGUAUGGGGAGAUGCUGCAUCACAAAUAUUUUAUUCAUUUGGAUUGGCAUGCGGUUCACUUGUAGCGUUCUCAUCUUAUAAUAAGUUUAAUAAUAAUUUUCAUACAGAUGCUGUGGUUGUAUCAUUUACAAAUGUUUUCACAUGUGUUUUUGCUGGUUUUACGGUAUUUGCUGUAUUAGGUUUUAUGGCACAUAAUUUAGAAACGACUGUCGGAGAUGUUGUACAAUCUGGUCCUGGUUUAGCAUUUAUUGCAUAUCCUGAGGCUGUUUUAUUAAUGCCAAUUGCACCGCUCUGGGCAAUAUUAUUCUUUUUAAUGAUGUUUGUUCUUGGUAUUGGUUCACAAUUUGGUGGUAUUGAAGCUAUUUGUACAUCACUUGUUGAUCAUUGGCCACAUUUAAGAAAUCAAAGAUGGAAAGUAACUGCUGGUGUUUGUCUUGGAUGUUUUGUUGCUGCUUUACCAAUGGUUUGUAAUGGUGGAAUAUAUGCAUUUACAUUAAUGGAAUGGCAUACAGCAUCAUGGGCUAUUUUGUUAUUGGGUACCGCUGAGGUCGUCAUUAUAUCGUGGGUAUAUGGAAUGGAUCGUGCUUUAAAUAAUUUCAUUGAUAUGGGCAUUAAAUUCAAUUGUUUGGUACGAUAUUAUUGGAAAUGUGUUUUGGUAGUUCUUACACCAAUUGCAUCUGUGGUGGUGUUCGUUUUUACAAUGACAGAAAUAAAACCAACAGAAUUCCGUGAUUAUAAAUUUCCAGGAUGGGCUGAUGCACUUGGAUGGAUGAUUGGUGCAUCAACAUUAGCUCCAUUUCCGAUUGCAAUUAUUUAUAGAUUAUUUAAUUCAAAACUGCGUCAAGAACCAUGGUUUAAACCGACAAUAAAUUGGGGACCACAAAGUACAAAUACAAUGAAUUCAAGUGAUUCAAAUGAAAAGAAAUCGAAUGAAGGUUGCGAUAAUAAAGCAUUCGACUGUAAUAUUUAAAUUAUUUUAAAUAUAAAUUUUAAUAUAUUGUUAAUUUAAUAUCAACUAAAAAAAAAAUAAUAUUUUUAUACAAAUAAUAAAAAAAAAAAUUUGGUGUGAUAUGCAAAAUGAUCUGA
This is a messenger RNA of Condylostylus longicornis, 2357 nucleotides long. Its product is annotated as sodium- and chloride-dependent glycine transporter 1-like. Gene Ontology annotation, cellular component: membrane. The transcript has 12 exons. The coding region runs from base 193 to 2241 and encodes 682 amino acids. The record is from RefSeq and is a predicted model, not a curated record. Gene Ontology annotation, molecular function: glycine transmembrane transporter activity. Lineage: Eukaryota; Metazoa; Arthropoda; Insecta; Diptera; Dolichopodidae. Gene Ontology annotation, biological process: sodium ion transmembrane transport.